Molecule: messenger RNA, 1335 nt
Organism: Choloepus didactylus (southern two-toed sloth)
Lineage: Eukaryota; Metazoa; Chordata; Mammalia; Pilosa; Megalonychidae
Product: translation initiation factor IF-2-like
Exons: 3
Coding region: 1-945 (314 amino acids)
Molecular function (GO): calcium ion binding
Source: RefSeq, a predicted model, not a curated record
AUGGAUUCCAGUUGCGUCCAGGACUCCCUAACAUUAAGAACCUCAAACCCAGGGUCUCGCCAGGACCCUGCGCGGAGAGCACAGCACAGCUUUUGGAGGCGUGGGAACCGGAGCCAUGCGCCCCUCCUCCCCGGCUGGGCGGAGCCAGGCCCCGCCAGCAAAGUGUCCCGCGCUACCUUGCCCGGCUCUCGGUCGCGGGGUGGCCCUGCCGCACCGCUUCUGGAUCCCAGAGUCGGGCGCGCUCGCACCGGUCCCCGAGCCAGCAGGCGGCCGGAAGGGCACUGCGCGGGGACUAGCGUCGGAGCGCGCCGCCGGCCACUCCUGACCCGCCCAGACGCCUCGCCCCUUCCCGUUACUGGCCAAACCACCUGGAGGAGCCGAACUCGCCGCUGCAACCUGCGGCAGCAGGAGGCCCCGGACUUCCCGCUAUCGCCGCAGCCGGGGCGGGCAGGGGCGCCCGCGGCGCUCCGCAGCCCUCUUGGUCGCCACCGCCGGGUGGCAUGGAGGCCCACGGGGCCGGGAGGAGCUGGCCCGGCUGCGCUCGGUCUUCACGGCCUGCGACGCGAACCGUUCGGGGCGGCUGGAGCGCGAGGAGUUCAGCGCGCUGUGCGACCUGCCGACGCCGAGGCCGUGUUCCAGCGGCUCGACGCCAACCGCGACGGCGCCAUCGCCUUCCAGGAGUUCGCGCGCGGCUUCCGCGGGACCCACCGCAGGGAGCGGCGCCGGGGUGGGGGGCCGCGGGAGGCAGCGUCCGCAGCGGCCGAGGCGGGGCCCGACUCCUGGGACAGCGAGGAGGACGCGGCGACGGUGCUGGGCGCUCCGUGGUGCCCGGCGAGUCCCUGCCGGGCUUGUCAGGACUUCUGGGCGCGAGUCGGGGACGAAGCCAAGUUCAUUCCCAGGUUGUGCAGCCUUGGUUCCCUCUGGAAUAAUGGAUCCACGGCUUAAUACCCUGCAAUUUUAAAGAAGAAUGAGUAGUCAACAGCACAGCAUAGGAUCCCUCCCACUUAGGGGUAAGUUGGUUGUCAGGAUCCUUGUUCUUCCAAGUUUUUACUAAUACUAGAUCCCAGGUUUGUAAGAAUGCUCGGUCAUGUCUGUAGGAAAAGAAAUCUGGAACUAGCAUAUUCUAAAAUUUUACUUACAGUUUCCUCUUAGGUGAUGGCUGUAACUUUUUGUAAGUUUUCAUGCACUCAGUUCAUUGAUGUAUUUUCCAUCUUAUUUUUUGAGUAACGUCCUCCCAUAUAGGAUUUCAAAGGGACUGAAACCUAGUCCAUUUGUACGGGCAACUCAAAUUUUGAGGAGUGUAAUAGGCAACACUUGGUCCCAAGUGAGGAUGGU